CAACAAGCACUCGAAUGCAAAAGAAAAGUUACCUAUCAAUAUAAGAUAAAAUGGCAGCCUACCCCCGCCCAGAUUUCCAGCGUCCAGCCCUCAACUGGACGUCCCUCAACGGAGCCUGGGACUUUAUCUUCGAUGACAGCGACCAAGGCCUCUCGCAACGCUGGCACCACGAAGGGAUUCCCCAGAAGAAACAACAGAUUCAAGUCCCGUAUGCCUUUCAAACACCUGCGUCCGGAAUUGGCAUCCAUGAAGCCCACGAGGUGCUCUGGUAUGAGCGAGUGGUUGAAGAUAUCCGUACCCCCGAUGAAGUCGCCCGCGGCCACCAACUGCUACUGCGAUUCGGAGCUGUCGACUACGACUGCACAGUUUGGUUAGAUGGACAGGCGGUGGGAGGCCAUCGCGGUGGUCACGUUCCCUUCGACCUGAACGUGACGGAUGCGUUUUCUGGGAAUAAGGCAGGGCGUCUUACACUUCGAGUGCGGGACUCGCCAUAUGAUCUAGGCCAGCCUCGCGGGAAACAGUAUUGGGGGCCUGUGCCGGAGAGUAUUUUCUACACGCCGACGAGUGGGAUAUGGCAGUCUGUUUGGGUGGAGAGUGUGCCGAAGAUGCGCAUAGGAGGGGGGAGUGAGGGGACUGUGCUGCGCUCUGAUGAUAUUGAAAGUGGACAGCUUCAUGCGCGUUUCGCGGUGCUGGGACGUCCUGCGGGUGCGAGUAAAGGUGAAAUUGAGAUCGAAGCCAGUCUUGCUGGUGUCACUGUCAGUCGAAACAGACAGGAACUGGCACAGGAAAAGGACUGGGUGUGUUUGGAUGUGGACAUGCGUGUAUCUGAUGCCCAUGGCUCACUGCCUGUGGACAAUGGAGUCGCGCUUUGGGCACCGGAGCAUCCGACUCUGUAUGAUCUGACACUGCGCCUAUAUAAUGAAGAAGGACAGCUACUGGACGAGGUGCAGACAACAACAGGCAUGCGCAAUAUCUCCUGGACAGUCGGUGAUAGCACAUUCCGCAUCAACGGCAAACCUCGGUUUCAAACCCUCGUCCUCGAUCAAGGCUACUGGCCAGAAACAGGACUGACGCCCCCUUCACAAGAAGCACUGAGGCUGGACAUCGAGCUAUGCCAGAAAAUGGGCGUCAAUGGGUGUCGGAAACACCAAAAGGUAGAAGACCCUGUGUUUUACUACUGGGCCGACCGACUGGGGUUUCUGGUCUGGGGAGAGAUGGCAAAUGCGUACGAGUUCAGUGACGACUAUAUAUCUCGGUUUAACAGCGAGUGGGUGGAGGCCGUCAAGAGAGAUAUUAACCAUCCGUCUAUCGUCACUUGGACACCGUUUAACGAGAGCUGGGCGUAUCCUGCUCUGGGCAGUAAUGUCGAGCAGCGCAACCACAUCCGGGCUAUCUAUUAUCUGACCAAAACUCUCGAUCCAACCCGUCCCAUCAACGAUAACUGCGGCUGGGAGCACGUCGUAACCGACCUGACCACGUAUCACGACUACACCGAUGCCCCAGCCCUGGCAGCCACAUGCUCCGACUUUAACACUGGCAUCCUCGGUCAGAAAGGCGGCCACGACAUGUUUGUAGGCCCGACAAAGUCAGACCCAGGCACGAAACACGCUCCCGGGGCUCCGGUGAUCUGCUCAGAAAUGGGUGGAGUGAACAUCAUUCCCACCAAGGGCACCGCAGGAGAACGAGACUGGGGCUAUACCACUGCAACCGACCCGGAGGACUUCCUGGGCCGGCUGGAAAGGCUUGUAAUGGCGGUUGUCAAGGGCGGACAUUCGUGUGGACUGGUGUAUACUCAGCUGUGUGACAUUGAGCAAGAGGUGAAUGGGCUGUACUCAUAUGAUCGCCAGGAAAAGGUGGCUGCUGCUAGAGUCAAGGGUAUUAUGGAUGCUGCCCACCAAUAUUAUUAUGAACAUGUCAUGCCAAAAUAACUGGUCGCUAAACUGCACCUGAACUUACCUAUUUGGGCCUCUCUGUGUCAUACCUAGAUAGCUCUAUCAGUCCCUUUAUUAUUUGGAUUUUCGGGCAAAUUUUUCUUCACCUUGGUUAUCUAAUCAGCUAGAUGAAGUUAUUCGAGUGCCAGAUUGCAAACUGUUGGGUUCAGCUAUACCCCGCCAUCAGCUAUGACGUAUCUUAUAC
Aspergillus wentii DTO 134E9 is the source of this 2136-nucleotide messenger RNA. RefSeq names its product glycoside hydrolase family 2 protein. The coding region runs from base 51 to 1928 and encodes 625 amino acids. Gene Ontology annotation, biological process: carbohydrate metabolic process. The transcript has 3 exons. The record is from RefSeq and is a predicted model, not a curated record. NCBI's taxonomy places the organism in Eukaryota, Fungi, Ascomycota, Eurotiomycetes, Eurotiales, Aspergillaceae. Gene Ontology annotation, molecular function: hydrolase activity, hydrolyzing O-glycosyl compounds.